Molecule: messenger RNA, 852 nt
Organism: Penicillium vulpinum
Lineage: Eukaryota; Fungi; Ascomycota; Eurotiomycetes; Eurotiales; Aspergillaceae
Product: tyrosine-protein phosphatase
Exons: 2
Coding region: 1-852 (283 amino acids)
Biological process (GO): dephosphorylation
Molecular function (GO): phosphoprotein phosphatase activity
Source: RefSeq, a predicted model, not a curated record
AUGUUCGAAACAGACCAAAUUCGCGAGGUAUUAAAUACCGAUAUCAGAGCUCCCAUCCCCCCGGCACUCGUAACCAAGAUCUUAUCGCUGCCGCCAUUUAUCUCUAUACCAGGUGUUUUCAACUUCAGGGAUCUCAGCCAUGAUGGCAACAAAUUACGCCCAAGAUUUGUGUAUCGGUCAGGAAACUUGUCAGGCAUCUUCGGUUCCGGGAAAUCCAUCAUCGCAACCGAAUUGGGAAUCACCACAAUCUUCGACCUCCGGAAUGAAGGCGAGCGACAAAAAGCCCCUCCACCUUCUAUCACAGGAGUCGAGACAAUUUGGUCACCAUAUGGAGCGCGACCGGCCACAUUGAACCUCCGCGAUUUCGCAGGCGAAGACAAGGGCGCCUCAGGGUUCGUGAAGAUGUACUUCGGAAUCCUCGAAGCGGCUGCCCCAUGUUUCACCAAGAUAUUUAAGCAUAUCAGAGAUCACCCAGACGACCCGUUCGUCGUCCAUUGCUCAGCCGGUAAAGAUCGCACAGGUGUCAUAGCCGCUCUCAUCCUCCUCCUCAUCAAUCGACCUCAUGAUGAGAUUAUCGACGAUUACAUUAUUACUCGAGUCACAUUGGAAAGCGCCCGGGAGAACCUCAUGGAGGCAUUCGCGGUGAACUUGGGAUCUGAUGGACUCGACCUCAGCAUGUUGAGCCCCGAGGCGCUAGGUAUGCUCGAGCUGUGCGGUGUUCGAGCCGAUUCCAUGGCAGCAUUCCUAGUAUCAUUUGAGAACAAGUAUCAAAACGGCGUUGAGGGUUAUCUUAUUGAUAGACUUGGGUUUUCACAGAGUGAUGUAUCGACGAUGCGCAAGCAUCUGACCUAG